AUGGUUGAGUCUAAAUUUGGCUCCUCGGGACAAUCUGUUGUUAUCGAAGAAUUUCUAGAUGGCGACGAAAUCAGUGUCCUCACAUUUGUGGAUCGCAGCGGAGCUUUCAAAUCCCUUCCACCAGGGCAAGACCAUAAGCGUAUAUUUGAUGGAAAUAAGGGUCCUAAUACCGGGGGCAUGGGAGUUUAUGCGCCUCUGAGUUUCUUAACCAGCGAAGAUCUCAAGACAAUCGACCGGGAUAUCAUCCGGCCUACGCUUGAGGGUCUUCAAGCCGAAGAAUGUGACCUUGCCACGAUCCUCAUUGCCUGUUGCACAAAGAAGCUUCAAGAUGUAGCCAUCCCCGUACGUCCCGGAUUCGCUUGCAAUGUAGUUGUUGCAGCCGGGGGCUACCCUGAGUCCUACCGCAAAGGUGACAUCAUCACGGUCGAGUGCUGUCCAUCAGGUGUGGAGAUUUUCCACGUUGGAACGGAGAAAUCGACAGAUGGGCAACUUCGAACGGCUGGUGGCAGAGUCCUCUGUGCGGCGUCCUAUGGGUCAACUCUCGAAGAAGCAGUCUCUCUCGCUUAUAGAGGCGUACAAGGAUAA
Messenger RNA from Metarhizium acridum CQMa 102, 585 nucleotides. RefSeq lists its product as uncharacterized. Gene Ontology annotation, biological process: purine nucleobase biosynthetic process. NCBI's taxonomy places the organism in Eukaryota, Fungi, Ascomycota, Sordariomycetes, Hypocreales, Clavicipitaceae. Gene Ontology annotation, molecular function: phosphoribosylamine-glycine ligase activity; ATP binding. The record is from RefSeq and is a predicted model, not a curated record.